ACCAUCGGCCGUGCCAGGGCCCUUGCCGACAUCAGUUCCGAUACUCUGGCUCGCAGGACUGGACCUCGAAUGGACACCCAAAAGAAGUCGAGCCGAGGCCGACGCACUCCACAGGCGUGUGCCACAUGCCGGAGGCGCAAGACCAAGUGUGAUGGCGCUCGGCCACGCUGUCGGCAUUGUACUAAGAGGAACGUACCUUGCACAUGGCCUUGGGCCACUGAGGAGGAGAUUUUGUCUCCUCUCGUGGUGGCUGAAAGCACGGCCAUAGGAUCACCACUUGUAGACGAGUCUGUACCUGAUACUAGCAUCCAAGACACGGCUCAAGCAGCCCAGACCGUGUUGCCUACCUUUGACUCUCUGCGGCGCAUCUUUGACUUGUUCUUCCAGCGUCACUUUGUCCUUGAUUUCUGCUCUUUCGACUACCUACCGACGUGGGAGUCGCAAUACAGCGAGAAACCGUUCCUCGUCACUUCCAUCGUUGUCUUGUGUGCGCAAUACCUGACUCCCGAAGAGUCUUGGAGAGGUUUUAGGCUCAGGACUGGGCACGAUGUUCGAUGUCACUAUCUACCUCUCGCCGAGUCCAUGGCCCGAGACACCUUGACAACUCCUACUGAAUCCCCCAAACGAGAAACUAGAUCACAUGUCAGCUCACCUAUCGCUGCAGUUGCAAACAUUCAAGGCAACCUAGUCUUAGCACUGUCUGAACUGUUGGCAGAUGCUGGCUCUAGUCAUUGGUUAUACGCUGGCACUGCGAUUCGAAUGGCGCAGAUAAUGCGGCUUAAUAAAGAGUAUCACCAAAGACACACCACCAGGGAGCAGGAGAUGCGGCGCCGUACAUUUUGGGCCUGUUUACUUAUGGACAGAUGCUUGGCAUAUCUUCUGAGCAAACCGAGAACGUUGGGCUUGACUAACGUUCAAGUUGCUCUUCCCAGCACAAAUCUCUCAGUAGCGUACCAGGAACAGACCAGAGGAAUCAGCCUAGAAAACCUGGCCGCGUUUGAUGGGUUCCCUUCAGAAGUUAGUCUUUCGUCAUACUUCAUCAAGACAGUUUGCCUCUGGAGUGACAUGGCCGACAAUAACAUAUGUCAUAAAAGGUUCACAGACACCCGGUCUCCGCUUGACCCUCAAAGCCACCUCGCUCGCUGUAGUCGAGCCGUACAAGAAUGGUCUUUCUCACUACCGUCACACUUGGAAUGGUCUACUGAGAAUUAUUCAACGCACGGCAGUCUGGGGCAGAGUCGAGAUUUUGUAUCCCUCCAUCUUCUGUUGCGCAGCGCAUUGUGCAUCGCCCAUCAAUGUUACUUGCCUCAACUGGAUGGUUGCUCGCUUUUGCUGGAUUGUUUAGAUGCUGCGGGAUUGUCCCUCCUUCACCGAGAGCCGUCUCUCAUUUCCAUCUGUGUUAGUAAUGCCAUGGCGCUUGGCGAGAUCGUGGCACAAAUUUGGAAAUCCGCGGAUGGUGAUGGCCGACUUGACCUGGAAACGACAUGGCUUGCUGGCACAUGUCUCCCAGCAGCGAAUGUCUUCUUGUGGCUUCAGUAUGCUACAGAUGAAGAAUUCUCUACGCAGGAUGUUCGGGAAAUGGCCAAAUACUAUUUUUACACUAUUAGGUCAAUAUUCUCAACGUUGUGUGGGCAAUGGCAAAUUGCCCACGGGUGGCUUGCGACUCUCCGGACUAUGGAGGCCACUUACCGGGCUGCGUAUCUUGGCGAAAUCCCCCCCGACUCGGAGAUCGAAGAGUUAUCUCCCUCGUCCUUGUCAUCGCAUAAUGGUGAGGGAUCCCUUAACGGAUUCAAGCCGAGACCUGGAGACGGGUGUCCCCCAGUCACUGAGAGGUCUAACCUGUACGAUGUACUCCGGAUGAUCACAACAGAGUCGACGCUUGAGGAACUUCAGUCAGUGUGGAUGUAUCUUGCAGGAGGUUGGUCUGAAGAUUUGCAAAACUCCCUGUUUGGUUGUCUAUAG
Messenger RNA from Clonostachys solani, 1962 nucleotides. The record is from the annotation of a GenBank genome assembly. Lineage: Eukaryota; Fungi; Ascomycota; Sordariomycetes; Hypocreales; Bionectriaceae.